Messenger RNA from Lobosporangium transversale, 1303 nucleotides. RefSeq lists its product as hypothetical. Gene Ontology annotation, cellular component: U4 snRNP; catalytic step 2 spliceosome; U5 snRNP. The coding region runs from base 167 to 940 and encodes 257 amino acids. Gene Ontology annotation, biological process: mRNA splicing, via spliceosome. The record is from RefSeq and is a predicted model, not a curated record. NCBI's taxonomy places the organism in Eukaryota, Fungi, Mortierellomycota, Mortierellomycetes, Mortierellales, Mortierellaceae. The transcript has 4 exons. Gene Ontology annotation, molecular function: RNA binding.
GUCUUUACAAACACAACACACAUCUUUGUCUGCUGUCUUACUCUAUACCAAGGAGACCGUCAAUACUUACACACUUGCAUUAAUCUCGCCUGUCUGCUGAUCCGGCUGGCAUCGACCGUGUGACAUCGUUUCAUUUGAUUGCCGUGGCACAUCAUAUAUCUUCAACAUGACGGUCUCAAAAAAUUCCAAAAUGAUGAACCUGAUCAAUUUCAGGCUCAGGAUCACAAUGUCGGACUCGCGCGUGUUGACCGGCCAAAUGCUGGCCUUUGAUAAACACAUGAACUUGGUUUUGGCGGAUUGUGAAGAGUUUAGAAAGGUCAAAUCAAAGAGUGGCGCAAAAACAGCUUCUGGGCAACCAGAGCGCGAAGAAAAGAGAACACUAGGCUUGGUGAUCCUUCGGGGUGAAACUAUUGUCAGCUUGAGCGUUGAUGGACCACCACCACCAAGUCUUGAGGACCAGAAAGCACGCAUCUCCCAAUUAUCGGCCGGUUCGGGUGUGGCGGCCCCUGCUGGUCGUGGUAUGCCUGUUGUCCCAGGUGCUGUUCCAGGAUUGACUGGACCUGUUCGUGGCGUUGGUGGACCUGCCCCUGGAAUGAUGGCGCCCCGUGGGCCUGCUGCUUCAGCACCACCGAUGUCAUAUGGCCGCGGCGUCCCUCCUGGGGGUGUUCCACCUCCUGGCAUGCCCCCAGCAGGGUUUCGUCCUGGUCCACCUGGCAUGGUCCCUCCUCCCAUGCCCCCAGGUAUGGUUCCUCCUCCCGGAUUCAGGCCUAUGGGUCAGCCAGGUGUACCUCCUCCAGGAUUCCAUCCUCGUCCCGGCAUGCCUCCAGGCGCGCCUCCUCCAGGAUUCCGACCAGGCUUCCCUCCAGGUCCUCCCCCACCAGGAUUCCAGCCUCCACCAGGCUUCCGUCCUCCGCCCCCUGGCUUCAGACCCCCACAGUAAAGGAUUUGCAAAAGAAGGAUGCUUUGAUUGCAAUUUUUCGUAGUAGCAGUGAUAAUAUAAAAUGCCCGACUCGUCAUUCAGAUGCGUUAUCGCGCAAAGGCAUGCUUGCUUUUCUCUCCUCAUCUCUUUAUCUCCUACAAUCAAGCGCCUAUACUGCACAUAAAACAAAACAGAAAGAAACGGAAUAUCGUUUGUCUGUUAAUGCAUAUAAUCUCGGCUAGAACUAACAAAAUAUUUUGCCCUCUAAACGCAUUUGCCUCGAUCACAAAUUAUUAUGUUACGCUUUGAAAAUGAGGCUAGCCAGAAUCUAAAUUAAUGAUAGGGUUAGAUAUUGCCCUCUUCUAGUACCCCUUCCCUGCAGCG